Molecule: messenger RNA, 345 nt
Organism: Mycotypha africana
Lineage: Eukaryota; Fungi; Mucoromycota; Mucoromycetes; Mucorales; Mycotyphaceae
Exons: 4
Coding region: 1-345 (114 amino acids)
Source: RefSeq, a predicted model, not a curated record
AUGGGAGGCAUCAGUAACAUGAAUAAGAUCAGAGGACCCUCAAAAUACAACGCAAAAAGGGUAGCUAAGCAUAAUAGCAAAAGAGCAACCAAAGUAGUGCCUGCUGUUACUACAAAAAGAGUUGUUACAAAAAAGAAGCAGAAACAGUUAGAAAAGGCACUCAAGAAUCAAAAGAAAUUAUUGGCAGCAAAAGGCAUUAUAGAAUACGAGGAAGACAUGAAGGAUGUUGCACUUCCGGAUCCAGGCAGACAAAGAGUUAUCACCGCCUGUAUACCUCCUGAUGAAGUUUUAGCUGCUGCUGCUGCAGGUCCAGGCACAAUACUUGGGGCCCCUCAACAAUUGUAA